Molecule: messenger RNA, 2625 nt
Organism: Aspergillus glaucus CBS 516.65
Lineage: Eukaryota; Fungi; Ascomycota; Eurotiomycetes; Eurotiales; Aspergillaceae
Product: GPI-anchor transamidase subunit GAA1
Exons: 10
Coding region: 1-2625 (874 amino acids)
Biological process (GO): attachment of GPI anchor to protein
Cellular component (GO): GPI-anchor transamidase complex; membrane
Molecular function (GO): serine-type endopeptidase activity
Source: RefSeq, a predicted model, not a curated record
AUGACUACCCCGGCCGCGCUACCACCGUUACCUUUCAACCCAUCCCGGGUCCGGUCCUACAUCCUCCGGCUGCCGCUUUUCACGCGACUUGUGCUUCUGGCGAUUGUUGCGUUUUGGAUUCUCGAGUUACAGACAAUAUGGAGUGUUGUGCAGUGGGGGUCGUUGACGCCGGAUGAGAUCGGGCUUGGUACUAUGUACCGGCUUAAUACGUAUCCGUUUAUUCAUAUGGGAUUUUUUCAUACUUUGUUGAACAUCUUGGCUCUUACGCCGUUGUUGGAACGGUUUGAGGCUGAGCAUGGGACGUUGACUUCGGUGGCUUUGUUUAUUGGGCCGCUUUCUACUCUUCCUGCGGGUCUCUAUCUCCUCGUGGAAAAAGUGAUUUUGCAUCGCAAUACUCCGGUUAUUGGUGCAAGCGUUUGGGCGUUCCUGCUCUUGGGCUCGGAGGCUGUUAGGACGUUCAAGUCCCAUCCGUAUUUCAGCAUUGGUAGCUACAAGAUACCCACCUGGACGUCGCCUCUGCUUGCGUGCGUUUUCGCUUCGGUGCUCAUACCAAACACAAGCUUUCUUGGGCACCUUUGCGCUGUGCUUGUCGGAUACUUGCUUGGCCUUGGAUACCUCAAGGUCUUUGUCCCGCCAGAGAAGAUCCUCCGAUGGAUCGAAGGCAAGCUGAAUCUCCUGGGAAGAUUGCCGCAUUAUGUGUCAGUGGAUCAGAAGACAUAUGGUCGCUAUGGUGUGCUCCCUACUGCAAACCCCGUGGGGGAUCGAUCGACACCCUUGACCUAUCUGGGAUCUACGCAGCUCCCUACCCGCAAUCUGCGGAGUAAGCCUCACCUCCUCUUCGUCCGCCUCCCGUACCUCCUCUCGUUUCUCUGCAUCGUCGUCGGCGUUAUCUGGCUUCUCCUCCUGCCCCUGAGCGAAUACUCACGCCGGACGUAUAUAUCGGAGAAUGCGCUGCUUCCCGGUCAAGUGCAUGCGUAUUUCUCGGGUAGUGAGCAGAAUAUCUUCCGGGGGUAUAAGAAGGAGCUUGAGGGGUUGUUGGUACAAUCGAUCCUACGAGCCGCCGGGUUGAAAGUCGCGACGCAGAACUACGAGUACACGUCUGCUGGAAUUACGCAUCAAGGACAGAAUACUUAUGCGAUUAUCAAUGCGCCGCGCGGAGAUGCUACGGAGGCCAUUGUGUUGGUUGCGGCUUGGAAGACGGCGGAUGGGGAAUUGAAUACCAAUGGGAUUACUCUUGCGCUGACGUUGGCGAGAUACUUCAAAAGAUGGUCUCUCUGGUCCAAGGAUAUCAUCUUCCUGAUCACCCCCGACAGCAAGUCUGGAACGCAGGCAUGGAUCGAUGCGUACCAUGACAUGCACCCGCCGUCCGUUCAACCAUUACCAUUGAAGAGCGGUGCAUUACAAGGUGCCCUAGUGGUGGAAUACCCCUUCGACCACCGCUUCGAGUCACUGCACAUCGUUUAUGACGGCGUCAACGGCCAACUGCCCAACCUUGACCUCUUCAACACAGCCGUCUCGAUCGCCGGUGGACAGAUGGGCAUCAGUGCCGUCCUGCAAGGAAUGUGGGAUCACGACGACAGCUACGAAGCGCGACUAGAGACCAUCCUCUGGGGAAUGGUCAAGCAGGGCUUUGGCUACGCGACUGGUGCGCAUAGCAGCUUCAUGCCGUACCAUGUUGAUGCGAUCACCUUGCAGACGAAGGGAGAAGGCUGGCAGGAUGAGAUGGCUCUGGGUCGGACGGUGGAGAGUCUCUGCCGGAGUUUGAAUAAUCUGUUGGAGCAUCUGCAUCAGAGUUUCUUCUUUUAUCUGCUUAUGCAGUCGAAUCGGUUUGUUAGUAUUGGGACGUAUUUGCCCAGUGCGAUGUUGAUUGCUGGUAAUUUUACCAUUAUGGCGAUUGCGCUGUGGAUGCGUACGGGGUAUUAUGCUGGUUCUUCCACCUCUAGCAGCGCAAAUGCGCCGGUCGACGAGAAGAAAGAGACGACCCAGAAAGAGAAAGACGCCAGUCCAGCAAAGACAGAUGCCAGUGGUGUCAUGGAACGACAGCUAGCCCUUCCACUUACCUUUGUCGUUGGCCUCCAUCUCCUGGGCUUACUUCCUCUAUACAUCUUCAACAACCUCUCUCACCAGUACUUCACUCCCGCAGUCUACACCUGUAUCCUCGCAGACAUCCUCCUCCCCCUAACCCUCGCCGCCCCCUUAACCCACCACUCCCCUUCAACCCCUUCUACCCCUACCAACGCAAUCCCCCAACACUACCUCCUCAUAAAAUCAUUCUCCCUCCUCCUCCUCGGCCUCUUCCUCUCCACCCUCGCAACCCUAAACUUCUCCCUCUCCUUCAUGAUCGGCCUCCUCUGCGCCCCGCUCACCUUCACAAACCGCACUACCUCCACUUCCGUUCUACGGUACAUCUUCUCGACAAUCGGGCUGGUCCUUUUGAAUGUUCUUUCGCCGCCAGUUGUGCUUGUGGGUGGGUGUUGGUAUGCAGGCGUGAGUGUGGAGAGUGUGCUUACGCAGGCGGCGUUUGGGUGGGACGUUUGGGGGAUGUGGACGCAGGUUGUUGUUUGGUGUGUUUGGUGGCCGGCUUGGGUUAUUGGGUGUGCGUUAUUGGGGUCUUCGAUGUUUUAG